This is a messenger RNA of Drechmeria coniospora, 1716 nucleotides long. Its product is annotated as protein BFR2. The transcript is spliced from 2 exons. Gene Ontology annotation, cellular component: nucleolus; nucleus. Bases 1 to 1716 code for a protein of 571 amino acids. Gene Ontology annotation, biological process: maturation of SSU-rRNA from tricistronic rRNA transcript (SSU-rRNA, 5.8S rRNA, LSU-rRNA). Lineage: Eukaryota; Fungi; Ascomycota; Sordariomycetes; Hypocreales; Ophiocordycipitaceae. The record is from RefSeq and is a predicted model, not a curated record.
AUGACAAAAGCGAAGAGCCGCGCAAAGCAAUUUCAAGAUCCGGAUGAGCAGAUUGCUAACGAUUACGAUCCGGAAGACAAUGCGCCAGACAGUCCUCAUGGCUCCGAUGGCGACGACAGCCAGGAUGAGAAGGCGGGGACGGAACAUUACGUAUCGGUCGGAAAGAGCAAGUUGAGGAAGAAAGAAGACGCGUCCCUUGGACCAGCGUAUCGGGGCGCUCACGUUAGCCGGUCGAAGCUGUACGAGAAUAGCGACGACAACGACGACGACGACAACGAGGGGAGCGAGAGCGAUGAGGGCGUCGAAUAUGAUGACCCGGAAACCGCCAAUCUCGCCGUCGACACGGCAGAGGCCAGCGAUUCAGAGAUUGACAGCGACAACGCCCUAGCCGAGUCAGAUGCCGAACGCCUCCGUGGCUUUACCUUUCGGGGAAGUUCAAAACCUGCCAAGGCAAAAGGCAAGAGUGGCAACCGAGCCACUGCCGCCGACUUCAUGUCUUCGUCGGAUGAAUCCGACAACGCUGGCGGUGUGAAUGUAGACGACGAUGAGCUAGACGGUGCCUUGACAGACGAUUCUGACGACGAGACCGGCACGGACGAAGGUUCAUCGAAGGGAGCCAACUCUGACAAUGCUGAGGAUUCCGAAGAAGAAGAAGAAGACGAUGAUGAUGAAGAUGAAUAUGGAGACGAUGGUGAAAGCGGCGACGAGGAGGGCGAGGAUGAGCAUGUGGAUGACAGUGACGACGAGUCAGAUGGUGACGACGAGUCGCCGACGAGCAAAAAUUCACAAGACGCCAAGCCUCACUUGGCUGCCUUUUCAAAACAAGCCGAUGUUGCAAAGGGCAAGGCCAUUCAUCAGCAGCGGAAAGCCUACGACGGCCUGCUCAAUCUUCGUAUUCGGCUGCAAAAGGCACUCGUGGCGGCGAAUACGUUCCCAACGCUGGAGAUGCUGCCGGAUGCCGAUUCCGAGCCGUACGAAGCCGCCGAGGAGGCAGCGAUCAAGCUCCUCAACACCAUCAGCAGCCUGAGGGAAAACUUUGGGGCGACGAGCAAGAAGCGAAAGCGUCCGCUGGAGAUGUCCAUGGACAGCGAGGCAAUCUGGGAGCAGAUGCAGGAGGAAGGCCUAGCGGCCGUCGAGUUUCGAGAGGACCGAUUGGAGAAGUGGUCGCGGAAGGUGCAGAGCGUCAACGUAACGGCGCCGGCCCGCUUGGGUCAGGGACGGAGGACGAUGGUCGAAGUGCUGCAGGGGCAGCUUGCCAACCCAGAGCGAUUGCUCCAGCGCACGCGCGUUCCUCGAUCCUGCGCGCCGGCGCAAGCGGCCAAGAAAGCGACCGAGGACGAGGCCAUCUACGACGACGCCGACUUUUACCAGCUUCUGCUGAAGGAGCUCGUCGACCAGCGGACCGUCGACGCGGGCUCCUCGCAAGCCAGCGCGGUGCCGACGGUGAUGCUCACGGCCGUCAAGGAAGUCAAGGUGCGCAAGCAGGUGGACCGCAAGGCGAGCAAGGGCCGGAAGAUGCGCUUCACGGUCCACGAGAAGCUGCAGAACUUGAUGGCCCCCGAAAACAGAGCAUCGUGGGAGGAGCAGGCGGUCGACCGCUUCUUUGGAACGCUCUUUGGCCGGAAGAUGGCGCUGGACGAGGAGGAGAGUUCGGAGGACGAGGCGAUGGAGGGGCUGGACGCCGAGGAAGAAGGCCUGCGCUUGUUCCGCAACUAA